Molecule: messenger RNA, 3933 nt
Organism: Neospora caninum
Lineage: Eukaryota; Apicomplexa; Conoidasida; Eucoccidiorida; Sarcocystidae
Exons: 1
Coding region: 1-3933 (1310 amino acids)
Cellular component (GO): membrane
Source: RefSeq, a predicted model, not a curated record
AUGGGGACGGAUCAUGGACAGGAUGUGUUUCCCUUUAACACUUCCGGCCUAUCGGAUAAUGACAGGAGUGCCUGCAAGCUUUCCGACCGCUUGGACCCGCAUGAAACCACGCACGAAGCUGCUGUGCUUCAUCCGGAAGAACACAAUGCUCAGCACUCAUCGGUUGGAGUCAGCGUUUGUCACAACAAGGAACAAGAUAGAUGGCCAUCGUCAGUCACGUCGCCGAAGCUGUCACCGUGUUCAUUCGCUGAUGAUACAGUUGGAGAAGAGACAGAAUGCCCUGGUAGAGGGAAUUUGACAGGGGUACCUAUUACACAAGAAUUCGAAAGGAAAACAUCUAGUGGGGCGUGCGGGAAACCCGUUCUCUCGUUCAACAAGAGCAGCAUACAAAACAGGCUUAACCAGGUCGAAGGGUGUCCAUUGUUCUCCAGAGACGCUAAUGAAACAAUCGACGCUGUUUUGCCGUCUGGGGACGGUUGUCCCCCUGUCUAUGCUGCUCACGAUGCCAAUUCCGCAACCGCUUACCUCGUGGCAGCGUGUGUAGCCAACUCGCCAAAGAACGACAUGCCAAGAAAUAAGAUGGAAGAGACAACUGCGAGAAGCCACACAUCGGUGGCAAAUUGUUCUGCCCAUAAAAAGGAAAUGGCUGACUGUGCCCAGGUACACUCAGGCCUUCGUAAUCUGAGUGGUGCUGAAGCGGUGAUCGGAAGAGGAGACACUACUCAGCAGGAGAGUUCGGAAGCUCUUUGCCGGUUCUCAAACUUCGAGGAAAAAGAGAAUAUUGUUCACCGUGGCAUGCCAGCAAGUCACGGGGGCGCUCCUCGCCUCUCUAUGACGGAGAGCCACAGAAUUUCGUCCAAGGCAGACGACUCCGGAAUUCCCUCUUGCUGUAACACGCAUCACCAUAGGGGAGAAUUGCGGCAAAAUUGCAGUUCGGUAUGUGUUGAGCCGACAGACGGCGGGGACUUUCCACAAUCCUUCUUUGUGUAUGGACAUAGAAUUUUCUCGAAAACGCCUUCAGGGGGAGACCACACUUCCACUGUCACCCCUCAAACUGUGGGAAGGAACUUGCCGCUACCUUUGGCUGUCUGUUCUUGCAACGGUUGUUGCAACGCCAAAGGUUGCUCUUACACCAUACGGCAAGACGCACAAGCAGCUCAGAGGAGCGCAGAUACUGGCGUUGUUCAGAGGCACCACAUUUGGCUUCGGCGCAUUCGAGGGACACCUUUCUCGGUAUGUGACAACUGUGGAACUCCAUUCGACAUACGGCCGGAAGAGGAGGGCCACAGCGGAUUAAACAACAGGCAUCGUUCGAGAGACCACUCGCGGGAGGGAGAGGAUCUGCGUGUCCAUGGAGUGAAAGGAUUGAACGGACAAGAGUAUGAACAUGAAAAACAGCCAAACACAACAAGGGGCGAUCCCCAACAGUUAGCGAUUAUGUUCUCUGCAUUGGGAGAGGGACCGAGUUCACAACGUGACUCUUCGGCCUCGGAACGGUUGAGUCGUCCGAUCAGCGGUUAUCUUGGUCGGCAGUUGCCUUCUGUACCGUUUGCUUCUUCUAGCAGCUCCUGCGGCAUCCAACGACAUCCUUCAGUCCAAGACCGAGACCAUAACACGUACAGUCGAGCGUCCAGCACCUCUACCAGAACCAGCGCCGACAUCCACGUGGAGCCUGGAAAUGGAUUAGCCGCGAAUUUUAUGUCAGACACAGCGCAGAGCAGAAACCAGAGAGCAAGUGUGCUUGGAGACGGCCCAGGAUGCGGCCUUUCAGGGAAGAGUGCCUCUUCUUUCGAGGAGAUCACAACAACUUCGGCUGUGUCUGCCUCGAAUACAAAAACUUGCAUCUUACCACUGGGUGUACGAACUUCUGGAGAGCAGACGAGCGCUGCUCCCGGCAGUGGUAUUAAUAACUCGACGCGUCCCAUCGACGAAAAAACGUGCAGUUUCGAGUCCUUAGACACACGCCAUGGAGAGAAAAGGAGAAACUUUUUUCGUGGAAAUUCGGCGAGCAGUGAUAGUGACGACGACAGUGAGAGGUCUCCGCCUUGUCGGUGUUACAGCCUUAAUCGGACCGAGUCACUGUUCCCGACUUCCAAAGAAACUGACAGUGACGGAGACAGUUACACAAACGGGAAGGACACGCACCCAAAUGAAGACGACGGGGUGUGCAGUUGCUCGAGUGCACUAGAGAGUCUUAAAGGCGUCACAUGGGGAUGGGGAUUUCAGGCCCAGCCACGCGCAACUUUGAGUUACUACUUCGGAGAGCUCAAGUCUGGGUUGGCCGUUCCAAUGUCUCAGCUGCCUGCAACAAUGACCUGUGCGAUCGUCGCAAAUGUUCCAGUUGCAGCAGCACUCCAUGGCGCAUGGAUUACAGGUCUCAUAUCUGCAAUUUUCGGAGGCAGCCCACUGUCCAUAACCACGGUCACGUCCAGUCUCGCGGUGACUCUUGCAAAGGUAACGAGGACAACGUGUGAUGAAGCGACAGGUGUGUGUCACGAAGAGGGUCUUGAAUUUAUAUUCCCUGCGCUUGUUCUUGCUGGCUUCUGCUGCUUCUUGCUUGGCUUAAUGCGCCUGUCACGGUUUUCACAAUUCGUACCAAGCGCUACGAUUGUCGGAUAUUUGAACGCAGUCGCGAUUCUGAAUGUCAGAGCGCAAGUCGAAACAUUUCGAUUCGAUCCGGUGACAUCGACAGGUUAUGAAUGGCUCUGGGUUCUACUAAUGAUUAUUGUUGUGUUUGGGGUAAUGUGCUGCUGGGAGAAAAUCCCAGGUAUCAGGGUAAACCGCUUCAUUCCAUCAUCCAUCCUUGCGAUUGCCCUCAGUAGCUUUAUUGAGUUUGUUUUCGUCCGUCGCAUCGCGCGUAUGCAGACAAAAACUGUGGCUUCGCUCUCUACCAUGACAGAAGGAGACUUAUGGCCGAAACCGUUUUUCCUUACACCGGAGAAUAUCAAACCGCUUUCCUUCUACAUGCAGCCCUCCAAUCUAAUGACGAUGCUCGAGUUGACCCUAGCGCUUGUUAUGGUGAAUUACAUUUCGACACUGAUUACAGUGGACAUGAUGUCUGAUAAAGUGGGAAAUAUGCGAAGUGAACCAGAUCAACAUCUAGUAAGUGUCGGAGCAGCCAACACGAUGGCUUGCUUCCUCGGGGCGCUACCAGGCUCUACAGCGCCGUCGCCAUCGCUCUUGAAUCUAAAGGUAGGGGGGAAGGGCCGAGAAUCAUCCGUGUUUUGUGCCCUUGUCAACUUGGCCCUCGUUGCUGCGAGCACGUAUUUGCUAGAGUACGUCCCUUUAGGUGGUCUUGCUGGAAUUAUUAUGUACACUGCCUAUCAUGCUUUCCAGUGGCGUGCCGUAGCUGCCAUGUUUGCAUCAUUUCUCCCGGCUCGACUGCGACAGAAGCAUCCAGUCCUUCAACGGAAAAUCUGCAGAAGUGAUGCAUUUGUGAUGCUCCUGACGACGAUCAUUGCCAUUUCCGCCGACAUAGGCACCGCUAUUUUUUCCGGAGUGUGUAUCUCUGCUUGCGUGUUUGCCUGGAAGAAUGGAUCUCGCUUAUCAAUAACGAGCCGUGUCGAUCCUGAAUCUGGAAUCAAAUAUUAUCGUGUGAAGGGUCCAAUUUUCUUCCUCACGAAACGGAAGCUUCUGAGAUCCUUUGAUAUCGAACAUGACCCGCCUUCUGUCGUAUUCGAACUGACUGGCGACGCCUGUCAACUUUUCGACUUCGGUGCCAUGGAGACCUUAGAUACAAUAGCGGCGCGUUAUCGGAAGAAAAACAAACGUGUGCGGGUGGUCGGGAUGCAACGCGGCGACAAGAAAAUGAUAAUUAAAGCCGGUCGCAUGUUUGAAUUUGCUCAGAUCGAUAUUGUGGAAAGAGCCAUUGAUGAAGGAGCUGGACCCCAUACCAUUCCCCCCAUCGUUGAUAUGAUGAAACUUCCAUGCUAA